Molecule: messenger RNA, 378 nt
Organism: Dibothriocephalus latus
Lineage: Eukaryota; Metazoa; Platyhelminthes; Cestoda; Diphyllobothriidea; Diphyllobothriidae
Source: the annotation of a GenBank genome assembly
AUGCAGCCGCCGCACUUCUCAACCUAUCGCCGCGAACUGGCCGAAUCCUCCCCGCCCCUUAUUCCGUACCUCGGCCUGACACUUCAGAACUUGAUUGUCCUGGACCAGGUGAAUCCUGUAUUCCUGUCUAAGGUGCCCGAAGCCAUGGCGGCCACAUAUCAGGAGGCGCAUGGACCAAUUGUCAAUUUCUGGCGCUGCUGGAAGCAUUUCCUCAUUAUAGAUUUCUUCGUGAAGCAGGAAAACAGCGACACUCGGGCCGCCCACUACGACAUUAAAAAGGAUCGGGAUGUCCUUGACUUCAUUGGGGACUUCAAGUCUGCAUAUCCCGAUUUUGCCCUGCGUGAACUUAUUAACCGACGAAAGCGGCAGGCCACAUGA